Exophiala bonariae is the source of this 528-nucleotide messenger RNA. RefSeq lists its product as uncharacterized. NCBI's taxonomy places the organism in Eukaryota, Fungi, Ascomycota, Eurotiomycetes, Chaetothyriales, Herpotrichiellaceae. The record is from RefSeq and is a predicted model, not a curated record. The coding region runs from base 1 to 528 and encodes 175 amino acids. The transcript has a single exon.
AUGUCCGUCACCCCUCUGAGCGCCUUGCGAGUAUCUAAACAUCAAAUCCCCGCCUUCAAGGGCUUUCCCAACACUUCCAUCCAAGGUAGACCCUUGCUCAUAUACCAUGGGGUGUUCCCCAAGUCCUCGACCUCGAUAAUCGAGUCACACUUAAAAUCGGUUGGCGAAGUGUCUCCUCAAUGGAGAUACACCAUGUAUUCUGAUUCCCAUUUCCACUCCAAUACUCAUGAAGUCCUAGCCAUCGCAUCGGGCUCAGCGAAAUGUUGCUUUGGUCAUGAAGACAACGAUGGGCGUGUCGAACCGAUCUUGGAGAAAGGCGAUGUUGUCAUCAUACCCGCAGGCGUUAGCCAUCGUCUGAUCCAGGACUAUGGCGGGUUCCAGAUGGUUGGGAGUUAUCCCGUGGGUAAUUCGUGGGACAUGUGUUAUGGACGAUCCGACGAGAAAGAGCAAGUCAAGCAAAUCGCCACUCUGAAUUGGUUCACAAAAGACCCAAUUUAUGGCGACAAUGGUCCAUGCUUGCAAGUGUAA